AUGUCGUUGUGUUUGCACAAGUCUAGACAGAAGGAGUGUGUUCAGUGCAGUCUCGCAUACCAGCGCAUACAAGGUGGCGGCAUUGAGCCUGUGCACAGACACGACUACCGUUGCCGUCAAGAGCAUCAGUCAGCGAGUGUGCAAUUUUCGCUUCCGCGUCAUGUCAGGCUGGGCUAUGAAAUGGGCCUGUGGGAGUGUGUCGAGACUGGGACAUUCUGGCCAGUUGUCGCGGAUUCGACGAGGAAACGAGGUGAUUGCGCCAAACCGGAUAGACAUUCUGUCCGGUCCGGUCCGGUCCGGUCCGGUCCGGUUUGGUCUGGAACUGAGCAGACGUUGACUGGCGGCCUGCGAGCUCAUUCCGCUCUUCUGCCCAUCGUCUCUUGCGGGCCUCGUCUGCCUCGUAGACGUUGGGACCCCAUCAUCUUUCCUACCAUCCCCUCCGAUAGGCCUAGUCCUUGUGUCUGCAUGUGCAUGUGUGUUUGUCCGAUAGCGCGUCCCAGUUGCGUCGUGCAGGCUUCAUGUUGUGCACUCGGCGACCAGUUCAGGCCUCAAUCUCACCGCCGACCUCGAAAGGCAUCAAAAGCCACUGGCACAUCUUCUCCGUUUCUCUCGGUUCACUUGUCUCGCCCAUUUGUUUGUCAUUUCCCACUCAACCACAACCACAACCACAACCACACACACACACACACACCGACAGACAGACAGACGGAUAUAGGGACAGACGGAUCGGGAGAAAGGGUGAUCGAGAGGAGGGUUGUCUGCUCGGGCAUGGGCCAAGCCGUCGACUGGUUCACGGUGCUUCUGCUCACCGGCCACGUCUUCUCGUUGACGUCGGGCGCCGCGUUGGCCAUGCCGACGAGGCAGGAACUGGGUCCGAUCGAGGCGCAAGAUCCGGCCGGAGCGCUGCGAUCGGCCGACGAUGCGAUCCGCUCGGCCGGCUCCAUCGAACGGAAGGUGAAGCAGACCGUGAAGAGCUAUCUUCACUUCAUGCGCACCCGCGUCGACUGGCUCGGGCACAUGUUGCGUCUGAUGCGACGUGAGCGCAACCUGCGCAAGCGCUAUCUUUGCUCCAGCGAGGACUGUAUGAUGCGUUUCAAGUACUACAUCGUCGGCGAUCGUCCACCUCCCACCUCCGGCUCCGAGCUCGAUUCCGUCGAAGAAGUCGCCGACCACGAGUCGUUGCCAGCCGCACAACCAUCGCCAUCUUCGCCGCUCUCUUCGCCAUCGUCGCAAUCGUCGGCGUCGGCGUCGGCGUCGGCGUCGGCGCCGAUGCGACUGUUGAGACGUCGACGUCGACACAGCAGUCCCGAGGCGGAAGAGGCGACGCCUUUGGCGCCGUCAGAAGUGGCCGUAGCAACAGCGAUCGCCAUGGAUACCGUCGACCAGACCUCGGUAUUGGAGGAAGGGGAGGAGGAGGAAGAGGUGGCGGCGGGAGAAGUGAUAGAGUUGGGGGUCGGUGCGGAUGGAGAAGAGACGUUGCCGGAGUCGGAGCCGAGCGAGUCCGUGCCGGAAGGGCCGAACGAGUCGGACGAAGCGGAAGCCGACCUCAACUCGCCGGGGUUUAGGGCGGCCGCCGAGGACGAGGCCGAGGCCGAGGCCGUCGCGUCUGCCGUCGGGCUCGAACUCGAACUGGAGCCUGACGGACGGGCUGAGGCGGUCGACUUCUUCGCCGAGCGGAAGACCGAGUUGGCGGCCAGCGAACUGGCGGUGGAAAAGAACGAUCUGACGGAGGACGAUCUGACACGACCGAUCGAGUUGGACAUUGAAUUCGAGGACGGGAUCAACCUGGAAGACGGCAUGGAGCUGGAGUCCGACGCAUGGGGCCGGCUGGACUCGGACUGUGAGAACACGACGAGGAAGUACUGUCUCUAUCGGGCAAAGUGUAGCUACAUUCGAGUCCUGCAGUUGCCGGCUUGUCAGUAA
Messenger RNA from Protopolystoma xenopodis, 1923 nucleotides. The record is from the annotation of a GenBank genome assembly. NCBI's taxonomy places the organism in Eukaryota, Metazoa, Platyhelminthes, Monogenea, Polystomatidea, Polystomatidae.